Hypoxylon trugodes is the source of this 1627-nucleotide messenger RNA. Its product is annotated as NADPH dehydrogenase. The record is from RefSeq and is a predicted model, not a curated record. The coding region runs from base 8 to 1330 and encodes 440 amino acids. Gene Ontology annotation, molecular function: FMN binding; NADPH dehydrogenase activity; NADP binding. NCBI's taxonomy places the organism in Eukaryota, Fungi, Ascomycota, Sordariomycetes, Xylariales, Hypoxylaceae. The transcript is spliced from 3 exons. Gene Ontology annotation, cellular component: intracellular anatomical structure.
CGCAAAGAUGACUACUCCCGAGCCGAAGGGUGUUCCUAAUACGCCGGCCAAAGGCGUUCCGUUCUUUACUCCGGAACAAAACCCUCCGUCAGGGACGGCAUUAGACCCCCAACCGUACGGGAGUCCUAUCCCGAAGCUCUUCACUCCUUUGAAGAUCCGUGGACUCACUCUUCAGAACCGUAUCAUGCUAUCAUCGCUAUGUCAAUACUCGUCAGAAAACGGUUUUCACACCUUAUGGCACACGACUCACCUCGGUGGUAUUAUCCAACGUGGGCCGGGCCUAUCCUUUAUCGAAGGCACAGCCGUCCAAGCGCGAGGCCGUAUCACCCCCGAGGACUCUGGAUUAUGGCUCGAUGCGCACAUGGAACCCAUGAAGCAGCACGUGCUCUUCGCGCACUCCCAGAACCAAAAAAUCGGCAUCCAACUCGCCCACGCCGGCCGCAAAGCCAGCACCGUAGCUCCAUUUCUCUCCCCUCCUGGGCUAGCAACCGCGGAUGUCGGUGGUUGGCCCGACGACGUCGUAGCCCCGAGCGCGAUCCCCUACGCUGAGAACUACGCGCAGCCGCGAGCUCUGUCGCUGGAGGAAAUUGCUCAGAUAAAGGCGGAUUUUGUGGCGGCUGCGAAACGCGCGGUGGCGACCGGGUUCGAUGUCGUCGAAUUAAACGCCGCGCAUGGGUAUUUAUUGCAUAGCUUCUUGUCGCCGGUUACGAACCGCCGGAUUGAUCAAUACGGUGGGAGUUUCGAGAACCGCACCCGGUUAGUAGUAGAGAUUGUGGAUGAGUUCCGCAAGGUCUUACCGGAGGAUAUGCCGCUUUUCCUGCGCAUUAGCGCUACGGAUUGGCUUAAUGAGGUUGAGGAAUACGAGGGCGAAAGCUGGAAAGUUAGCGAUACAGUCCGCCUAGCGGUGAUCCUAGCUGAUCAUGGUGUUGAUUUGAUUGACGUGUCCAGUGGUGGAAUUCAUUCACUGCAGAAGAUUAAGAGAGGACCUGGGUACCAGGCACCGUUCGCCAAGGAGGUCAAACGAGCCGUUGGAGAUAAGUUACUCGUCGCCACUGUAGGCACUAUCACGAGCGGGAGACAAGCCGAGGAUCUCCUCGUCGGUGGGAAGGGAGAAGACGAUACACCACUCGAUAUCGCAGCAGUUGGGCGCAUGUUCCAGAAGAACCCAGGACUGGUCUGGGAUUGGGCUGAAGAGCUUGGUACGGCGAUAUAUCUCGCAGCUCAGAUCGGAUGGGGUUUUGGCGGCAGAGGUACCAAGCAACGCAAGAUUCAGCCUCCAAGAGAGGCUAGGGACCAGAAGGUAUACGACGACCAUGGCCCUAUACCUUAAUACUAUUUCUAGAAAAGGAUAUCCUAAACAGAAUAGGAGGCGCUACGACCCUAUAUAUUUCUUACGCCACGGGCUAUCUGUUUGUUCUGGCCCAUUGACCCAACGGUGUCUUAUCAUACAAUAAUACGAAUGUCAUCGUCCUCAAUAACGUUUCGUAACUAAGCGCCCAAUGUACCUAGACAUUCACGAACUCACUAGGGUAGCUAGCAAGUCCCGAGUACAGAAUAUAGCUAAAUCGGGAUUGUCAUGGCACUAAAACUAAUCAUGAAACAAAGGGAAUACUCAAUUCGUCUAGAA